AUUAAAGAAAGAAAGAAAAAUGUGGGAAAAGAAAACUUAUCCUAUCUAUGGAUGAAAUUAUUGUGCAGUGUGUGGAGUGAGUGAUAGACAUGGCAGUUUCAGCUUCUCUAAUUCCGGUAUUAUCCACCACGACGACUUCGCUCGCAUUCGGCACCAGAAAGCCACACGCAUUUCCGUCUCUUGCUUGUCCAUUCAAGGUGGCCACUUGUUCUCUUCAUUACCGCUCUCUCUGUCUCCUUUCACUCCAUGCUCAUGUAUUUCAUGGCUUCAACUUGCAAGGAUUCCUCAAGAAGUUGAACUCCACACCAUGCGGCUACACGGCAACGCUCAGGGUGCAGCUCAGAAGACCCCUCUCGGUGGUGAACAAGGCGGCUUCUGCCCCUGCCCCUGCCCCUGCCCCUGCGGCGGGGGCUUCGAGCGUGCGGUUCAGGCUUGAAAACCUGGGCCCGCAACCGGGUUCGAGGAAGAAGGCGAAGAGAAAGGGAAGAGGCAUAUCGGCGGGGCAAGGCGCAAGCUGUGGUUUUGGGAUGAGGGGUCAGAAGUCACGGUCUGGUCCCGGCGUCAGGAAGGGUUUCGAGGGUGGUCAGAUGCCCCUUUACCGUCGAAUCCCCAAACUUCGAGGAAUUGCUGGCGGUAUGUGUGCUGGGCUACCAAAAUAUGUCCAUGUAAAUCUGAGGGACAUAGAGGAUGCUAGAUUUAAGGAUGGUGAAGAGGUGUCUCUUGAAACUCUAAAGGAGAAGGGUGUGAUUAAUCCAUCAGGAAGAGAAAGGAAACUUCCUUUGAAGAUUUUAGGUGAAGGAGAGCUUAGUAAGAAGUUGACAUUUAAAGCCCGUGCUUUUUCAACAUCCGCAAAGGAGAAACUAGAUAGUGCUGGUUGUUCCCUCACUGUGCUUCCUGGCCGUAAGAAAUGGGUUAAGCCAUCUGUUGCUAAAAACCUUGCGCGUGCUGAAGAAUACUUCGCCAAGAAGCGAGCUGCUGCAGCUGCAUCUGAACCAGCUUCCGCAUGAAGUUGAAACAUUCAUGUGCAUCACAUGUAGAAAUCUUGUAAGGUGAAAAGUAGUUUCAUAGGAACCACCACAUGUUUCACGUACUUUGGUAUCUACAUUUAGUUAUUUUUCAUAGGAACCAUCACAUUUAGUUAUUUUUCUACAUAAAGGCCGUAAUUCUUUGUUCAUUUUGCAUUGUAAUGUAUUGUUAUGCAAAUUCAGUAAUUCAAUGUUGUAUACCUCAUUAAA
This is a messenger RNA of Arachis stenosperma, 1235 nucleotides long. RefSeq names its product 50S ribosomal protein L15, chloroplastic-like. The record is from RefSeq and is a predicted model, not a curated record. The coding region runs from base 90 to 1007 and encodes 305 amino acids. Gene Ontology annotation, cellular component: ribosome; cytosolic large ribosomal subunit. NCBI's taxonomy places the organism in Eukaryota, Viridiplantae, Streptophyta, Magnoliopsida, Fabales, Fabaceae. Gene Ontology annotation, molecular function: structural constituent of ribosome. The transcript is spliced from 3 exons. Gene Ontology annotation, biological process: translation.